AUGACAAAAAUGAGACCGACAGAAGUGAAAUUAAGCAAUCCUCCAGAAGAUUGGAUAUCGUCAGUCAGAUUUGGACCAAAAUCAAAUCAGUACUUAAUUGCUUCCUCAUGGGACGGAACAGUUCGAUUCUACGAUGUGAACGCUGUUAGACAAGUAAUUAAAUUUGUGCAGGAUGCUCCAGUGUUGGAUGCAACUUUCAUGGAUGUGGUGCAUGUUGUGAGUGGUUCAUUGGACAACCAGCUCCGACUUUAUGAUGUCAAUACUCAUACCGAAAAUGUUGUGGGAAGCCAUGAUGAGCCUAUAAGAUGCGUUGAAUAUGCAGAGUCUGUAAAUGGCAUUUUAACCGGCAGUUGGGAUAAAACUCUCAAAUUGUGGGAUAUGCGUGAGAAGCGUUGUGUGGGCACAUACGAACAAUGCAAUGGAAAAGUAUACUCCAUGUCUGUUAAUGAUGAGAAAAUUGUCGUGGCAACCUCCGAACGUAAAGUAUUAAUUUGGGAUUUGCGCAAAAUGGAAGAAUACAUGAUGAAAAGAGAAUCAUCUCUCAAAUAUCAAACACGUUGUAUACGUCUCUUCCCCAAUAAGGAGGGAUAUGUCAUGUCCUCAAUUGAGGGUCGAGUAGCUGUGGAGUAUUUGGAUCCUGACAUCGAAGUUCAAAAGCGUAAGUUUGCCUUCAAAUGCCAUCGCAAUAAACAGGACUCAGUUGAGCGGAUAUACCCGGUAAACGCCAUUAGUUUUCACAAUGUUUAUAACACAUUUGCUACUGGUGGCUCCGAUGGAUUUGUCAAUAUAUGGGAUGGAUUUAAUAAGAAACGAUUGUGCCAGUUUCACGAAUACGAUACCUCGAUUUCAUCUCUCAACUUCAGUCACGACGGCAGUACAUUGGCUAUCGCUUGUUCCUAUAUGGAUGAAUUGGAAGUGCCUCCAACUAAUGUUCCGAAUCCGGUGAUAUAUGUACGAUAUGUAACAGAUCAAGAGACAAAACAAAAGUAAAUCAAAAACCAUAUUUAUUAUAUUA
Molecule: messenger RNA, 1015 nt
Organism: Musca vetustissima
Lineage: Eukaryota; Metazoa; Arthropoda; Insecta; Diptera; Muscidae
Gene: Bub3
Product: mitotic checkpoint protein BUB3
Exons: 2
Coding region: 1-990 (329 amino acids)
Biological process (GO): mitotic spindle assembly checkpoint signaling
Cellular component (GO): kinetochore; bub1-bub3 complex; mitotic checkpoint complex
Molecular function (GO): ubiquitin binding
Source: RefSeq, a predicted model, not a curated record